AUGGCCGGUGUCCUAGAUGCUUUGGCGUCCUACAUCCAAAACAUGCUGAUGCAGAUGGCGGCAGAUGAGGUGCAUAUGUUGCUUGGAGUGUCCGGUGAGAUUGAUAACAUGGACAUCAAGCUUCGGGAUCUGAAGAACAUCCUUGCUGAUGCUGAUAGGAGGAACAUCACAGACCGAAGUGUCCAAGCAUGGGGGAUAGAGCUAAGGAAUGCUAUGUAUGAUGCCACCGACAUCCUCGACCUGUGCCAGCUCAAGGCCAUGAAGCGAGGCCAAAGGCAUGAUGCCGGAUGCUUCAACCCGUUGCUCUUCUGCCUACGGAAUCCCCUACAUGCCCACGACAUUGGAAGCCGCAUCAAGAACCUUAACAAGAAGCUAGAUGACAUCAAGGCACGUGGUGCAUCAUUCAACUUCAUGAACCUUGGUACUUAUGAGGACCGUGGAACAAACGUGGUAUCAUAUCCUUCUGGUACCCGUGAGACGUUAGGGUGGCUUGACGAAUCUGGUUUGUUUGGUGAGAAGAUCGAAGAGGACACAACAAAUCUUGUAGAGAUGCUAACAAAGAAGUAUCCAACUGACGACGACAAAUCCAAUAAAAUAAUCAUUUUCGCCAUUGUGGGAAUUGGUGGGAUUGGUAAAACCACCCUUGCUCAAAAGAUCUUCAACAGUGAAGUCAUAAAACAUGAGUUCACGAAGAAAAUAUGGUUGUGUGUCAGCCAAGACUUCAAUGAUACUGAAAUGCUAAGGAGAGUCAUUAUCGAAGCUGGUGGAAACCACCAUGCUUGUGGAAUUUCAAAGGUGGCACUGGAACAGACUCUAAUAGAAGCUUUGAAGGGACACAAAACCUUAUUAGUAAUGGAUGAUGUCUGGGACUACAAUAUAUGGGAAGGUGUGCUUAGAACUCCCUUUGUCAAUGCCAUGCUAGCUCAAGGUAGCCGUGUGCUGGUCACCACAAGGCAUGACAUAGUGGCACGUCAGAUGAAGGCUGAGGAGCCCUACCAUCGUAUUGACAAACUUGGGCUUGAAGAUGCAUGGUUGCUGCUCAAGAAGCAGGUUGUUACAUAUGUAAAUGAUGAGCCCCAGGUUGAAAUACUAAAGGAUAUUGGAAUGAGACUUGUUGAAAAAUGUGAUGGUUUACCUCUUGGGGUCAAAGUAAUGGGAGGUCUCCUACGUCAGAAAAGGAUAAGACGAACCGACUGGCAAAAUGUCUUAGAUGAUUCUCUAUGGUCAGUAUCACAAAUGCCUAAAGAGCUAAAUUAUGCAGUAUAUCUUAGCUAUGAAGAUCUGCAGCCUUGUUUGAAGCCUUGCUUUUUGCACUGUUCCCUCAUUCCGAGGGGCACAUUGUUUUCUGUUCAUGACAUUGUUGGCAUGUGGAUUAGUGAAGGAUUUGUUCAUGGAACUUUACGUGACCUAGAAGAAAUAGGAAGGGAAUACUAUGAUCAGUUAAUACAGCGGAACCUUAUUGAGCCAGAUAAGACAUAUCUUGAUCAAGCAGUUUGCAACAUGCAUGAUAUUGUCCGGUCAUUUGCUCAUAACAUGUUGGGAGAUGAAGCACUCAUAGCUCACAACAGUAAAAUUGGUAUUGACAAACUUAAAUCGCAAAAGUUUUUUAGAUUAUCUCUCCAAAGCAAAGGAUCAGAACAACAUGAUUUGGAGUGGUGUUCUCUCCAAACACAGACAUCACUGAGAACACUAUUUUUAUUUGGUAAUAUAAAGAUUAAGCCAGGUGAUUCAUUUGUUUCUCUUUCAAGUCUUCGAACACUACAUUUGGACAGUGUAAAUAUUGAUGCAAUAGCCGAAUCUUUGUAUCAGCUGAAACAUUUGAGGUAUUUGUCAAUACAAAACUGUAAUACAUCCAAGUUACCAGAAGACAUAGGCAAGUUGAAAUUCUUGCAGUACAUUAGCCUUUCUGGAUGUCAGAGUUUGGCUAAUCUUCCUAGUAGCAUUGGAUUCCUACAAGACUUGAGGUUUCUCAGACUUGACCGGAAAAAUGUAAGUGUUACACCAAGGGAAUUUAGUGGCCUAACUUCUUUGAGGAAAUUAUAUGGAUUUCCAGCCCACAUGGACUGUGAUCACUGUAGUUUGGAGGAGCUAGGGCCUCUCUCCCAGCUAACUAAUCUUCAUAUCAGUUUCUUGGAGAAUGUAGCUUCUUCCUCAUCUGCUAUACAGGCCAAACUUGGUGGAAAGAAGCGCCUAAGGUAUCUCUCACUGGGUUGCACUAGUAGACUUGGAGAUGAUGGCCUGUUGGUAAAAGAGGAAGAAGGGAUCUCUGAGAAAGCCAAGAGACAAAUCAAGGAGGUUUUUGAUGAGCUCUGCCCUCCGCCUGGCUUAGAAAACCUUGAAAUUGAAGGGUAUUUUGGUGAGCGGCUCCCAGGUUGGAUGAUGCCAGCAGCAGCAGUUAUGCCGCUUAGGAGCAUGAGGAUUCUAAUGAUGCACGACUUGGCCUGCUGCACAGAGCUUCCUAGUGGCUUGAGUCAGCUCCCCUGCCUGGAGCUUCUGCAGAUUGUUCGUGCCCCAGCAAUCAAGCGUGUUGGUCUUGAAUUCCUACAACCAAGCAAUCAUGUAGGGGUUGCGUUUCCCAGAUUACAUGAUUUGACUUUUGGUAGAUUUGUCGAAUGGGAGGAAUGGGAGUGGGAGGAACAAGUCAAAGCGAUGCCUAUCUUGGAGAGGCUUAGACUCAGUUUGUGCAAAUUGAGCCACAUGCCUCCUGGCCUUGCCUUCCACGCAAAGGCUUUGAAGAAAUUAUACAUAUAUGAUGUCAAGAACCUAAGGUAUUUGGAGAACUUCACUUCUGUCGUCCACCUCGACGUGUUUAGGAAUACUGACCUGGAGAGGAUCAGUAACCUACCGAAACUGCAGAAGCUCGUCAUCGUCAUGUGUCCAGAGAUGAAGGUAUUGGAGGGCAUGCCUUCACUACAUAGACUCGAUCUGGAGGAUUAUGCCAUGGAAACAGUUCCUAAGUAUCUGCAGGAUGUUAACCCAAGGCAUUUGCUGCUAGAUUGUUCCUUAUCGCUGCUCACUGCCAUAGCAGCAGGGAAAUCUGGUCCUGAGUGGCACAAGUUCAGCCACAUCCAGCUAGUCAAGGCCUAUGCAAAUGAUAAAGGCAGUCCAAGGAAGUGGUAUGUGCUCUACACAAGGGAUCCUUUCCGCUUUGAGACAAAUAUCAGUCGCUCUGCAAUUGCUCAAGCGCGCAGCCGCCGGACGUGGUUUCUUUACAAUAAAAUAUGUCCGAUUGAAGAAGAGUGGCUGGUAGAACGACGCACAAGUGCGGACAAACGUUUGCCCCUCUGCCUACGCUUCCGGUGGCACGCCUAUGAUCACUUGAUUUUCUGGUUGCGUCGAGCGUGCCUGCACUGCAGUGAAGCCGCAAGGGUAGCUGCACCUUCGAACCAAUGGACUGAAGAAGGCUGGCAAGCGGUAUUCGAGGAGAUGAGCAUUGAGUAUCAGAAGCGUGUCCCGCCUCGUAACCUGCAGGCAUCCGCACCAAAGGCUGGUGCGUCGAAGGCCAAGGCUAUGAAGACUAUCACAGCGAAAGCUGAGGCCUUGAAGUGGAAGGUUUUGCCACAACCUACUGAUGUUUGA
This is a messenger RNA of Miscanthus lutarioriparius, 3579 nucleotides long. The record is from the annotation of a GenBank genome assembly. NCBI's taxonomy places the organism in Eukaryota, Viridiplantae, Streptophyta, Magnoliopsida, Poales, Poaceae.